Molecule: messenger RNA, 483 nt
Organism: Vicia faba (fava bean)
Lineage: Eukaryota; Viridiplantae; Streptophyta; Magnoliopsida; Fabales; Fabaceae
Source: the annotation of a GenBank genome assembly
AUGAAUAUUCAGGAGGAGACUCUGCUCACUCUUGCUCUCCCCAAUUCCACCAAAUCAACUCUACCUUCAGCUGCAACCACAAAACGUGCCCUCUCUACUACACUUGAUCUUCAUCUUGGCACCAAACAUGUCGUUGGAUGGCCACCGGUGAGAGGAAACAGAAAGAACAUUUCCAUGAAAGCUUGCAAGUACGUCAAAGUUGCGGUGGAUGGAGCUCCAUAUCUAAGAAAAGUCAAUCUUGAAAUCUAUGACGGUUAUGACCAUCUUCUGAGGGUAGUGGAUGUCAUGUUUGGUAGUACUAAUUUGAUGAAUAAGAAGAAAUACAUGGUUACCUAUGAGGACAAAGAUGGUGACUGGAUGUUGCUUGGAGAUGUACCCUGGAAGAUGUUUGUUGAAUCAUGCAAGAGAAUAAGGCUUAUGAUUAACAUGAAGGAUACUACUAGUUCCAGUUCCAGAUGUACGGGUUCCAGUGAGAAGAAUUAG